AUGCCUCGGUCUCUUCCAAAGUCAACUGCUCCCUUGCGCGAGCAGGAGGACACCGAGCACACACGCACUGCCCAUACAGCUCCCCCCUCACCGACUACAUACCGACGAUCUCAAAGCUACCUCUCCGAAACACACACCGAAUACCAGUCCCUCGAUGCGCCCUUGGAGAUUACAGAAACAACGAGCCUCCUCGGUCCCGCUCAAGAAUUUCGACGACGAGCUCCUCGGCGGUCAUACACCAGCACUUCCGGGGUGUCGGGUAACGGGGCGGACUCGUUUCGACACCUUCUGGCGGCCGGCAGUCUACGGCGAACCCGAAAUCAUAGUCGUACCAAUUCCAUGGGCAGACGACUCAGUCGACGAGGGAGUAUAGAUGGUGAUAGCAGACCCGCUAGCCUUCCUCCGUCCACAAAGGACAAUCUUACUGCCUCCUCAUUUUUGGAUGAGCGGACUUGGUACGAUCAAUUUACUUCCACAGAUUGGGUGCAUGAUAGUAUCGCCGACGGCGCACGACUUCGCUUACUCCGCCAGCGGAAAGAUGUGCGAGGCCGGUUGUUGGCGGCCUUCGACGGUGCACAAGGAUGGAUAUUAGUUGCGCUCAUUGGGUGCAUCACCGCCGCCAUUGCUUACUUCGUUGAUGUCACCGAAGGGUCGGUUUUCGAUCUGAAGGAAGGCUUCUGCACGACCCAGGUUUUUCGUAAUCGGCGGACCUGCUGUAAAGGGCUGGGUAUUUGUGAUGCAUGGCAGCCGUGGUCUGAGAUUUUCUCGCCCUCAGGUACACAACGCCAGUGGGUUGACUUCGUCAUGUUUGUCUUUUGGGUUGUGACGUUGGCUCUCAUAUCGUGCGCUUUGACAAUGCUCACAAAAACUGUCGUUCCUUCGUCCAUUUCUCUUUCCACGCUUGAUGAAAACUUGGGCGCCGACUCCCGUGGGACAAGAUCUGGAAAUGGACCCGGUAUCUCGGAUUCUCCUCUUUCGGAGUCAGGAAUGAGUCCACCGCAUGGAACUCUGCCUAAUCUUCCAUCCCGUCCAGCUAUGAUCUACUACUCUGCUGCUGGCAGUGGAGUGGCAGAAGUUAAGGUUAUUAAUAGCGGCUUUGUCCUUCACGGGUAUAUGGGACUGAAAACGCUGAUCAUCAAAACCAUUGGCUUGAUCUUCAGUGUUUCGUCUGGUCUGAGCCUGGGCAAAGAAGGCCCAUACGUUCAUAUUGCCACCUGCGUGGGCAAUAUCUGCUGUCGUCUGUUUGCCAAGUAUAACGAAAACGAUGGAAAGCGACGAGAGGUUUUGAGCGCCAGUGCCGCCAGUGGUGUUGCUGUUGCCUUUGGUGCUCCUAUUGGCGGUGUUCUCUUCAGCUUGGAAGAAGUCAGCUAUUAUUUCCCACCCAAGACCCUUUUCCGGACAUUCUUUUGUUGCAUUGCAGCUACGCUGUCUCUCAAGUUCCUAAAUCCCUAUGGGACAGGUAAGAUCGUCCUGUUCGAGGUCAGGUAUCUUUCAGACUGGCAGAUCUUCGAGAUUUUCAUUUUCAUCCUGCUCGGUGUUAUGGGUGGCGCCGCUGGUGCGCUCUUCAUCAAAGCCUCGAGCUUGUGGGCACGAUCAUUCCGUCGCAUUCCGGCUAUUAAGCGUUGGCCAAUGCUUGAAGUCUUCCUCGUUGCGCUACUCACAGGCAUUGUUAGCUUCUGGAAUCGAUACACCAAACUUCCUGUCACUGAACUUCUGUUCGAAUUAGCUUCUCCUUGUGAAUCAGAUGUGGAGAGUACGGGGCUAUGUCCCCGCACAGAUGGUAUUCUUGAAGUCGUUCAGUACCUUAUGGUGGCUUUUGUUAUCAAGAGUUUCUUGACCAUAAUUACGUUUGGUAUCAAAGUGCCUGCGGGCAUCUAUGUGCCAUCCAUGGUUGUUGGAGGCUUGAUGGGGCGGAUUGUUGGACAUCUGAUCCAGUACUGGGCUCUUAGACAUCCCACCUUUUUCUUGUUCGACUCUUGCCCUGCCGUUGCUGGGAUUGAGUCGUGCGUAACUCCAGGGGUCUACGCUCUGAUUGCCGCUGGAGCGACCAUGUGCGGCGUGACACGACUGUCGGUCACUUUAGCUGUGAUUCUGUUCGAAUUGACAGGAAGUCUCAACCAUGUGCUUCCAUUUUCCCUGUCUGUGCUCUGCGCCAAGUGGACUGCGGAUGCCAUCGAACCUCGCAGCAUUUAUGACCUCUUGACCGAUAUGAACUCCUAUCCCUUCCUUGAUAGCAAACUCCAACCGACCACCGACGCCGAGCUGGGGGAUAUAGUCCGACCAGUGCGAAAGAAUCGCAUCAUCGACAUCUCUGGAUCGCCAUUCGUCGCAGCCACGGACCUUCGCUUGAAACUCGAACACCUGCUCAUGGCAGGCGAAUUGGACAGCGGACUUCCCAUUCUACGUGAGGGUGUCCUAGCGGGUCUGAUCCCAGCACCGGAUCUCGAGUACGCCCUGGAUACGCUGGGCGAUGAUGAAGAGAAUACGAUAUGCCUGAUGACUAUGGAUUCUUCCAUCGCCGUCUAUGACAGCGAAAACGAGGAUGCCUACCAGGUAAAUUUCAGUCAAUAUAUUGACCCUGCUCCCAUCGCUCUUGAUGUCCAUUCCCCUAUAGAUUUGGUCUAUCAAUGUUUCGCCAAGUUGGGUCUUCGUUACCUCUGUGUUACUCAAGACGGGAAGUAUUCCGGCCUGGUCCACAAGAAAGCAUUCGUGAAAUUCAUGAAGGACAACAGCGAAUAG
Penicillium coprophilum is the source of this 2739-nucleotide messenger RNA. RefSeq names its product putative voltage-gated chloride channel (ClcA). The record is from RefSeq and is a predicted model, not a curated record. The transcript is spliced from 3 exons. Gene Ontology annotation, cellular component: early endosome; Golgi apparatus; membrane. Gene Ontology annotation, molecular function: voltage-gated chloride channel activity. Gene Ontology annotation, biological process: transmembrane transport; chloride transport. NCBI's taxonomy places the organism in Eukaryota, Fungi, Ascomycota, Eurotiomycetes, Eurotiales, Aspergillaceae. The coding region runs from base 1 to 2739 and encodes 912 amino acids.